Molecule: messenger RNA, 1302 nt
Organism: Nestor notabilis (Kea)
Lineage: Eukaryota; Metazoa; Chordata; Aves; Psittaciformes; Psittacidae
Gene: HIP1R
Product: huntingtin interacting protein 1 related
Exons: 14
Biological process (GO): clathrin coat assembly; endocytosis; actin filament organization
Cellular component (GO): actin cortical patch; clathrin-coated vesicle
Molecular function (GO): clathrin light chain binding; clathrin-cargo adaptor activity; actin filament binding
Source: RefSeq, a predicted model, not a curated record
GCCAUCAGCAUCAGCAAAGCCAUAAAUACACAGGAAGCACCGGUGAAGGAGAAACAUGCCCGACGGAUCAUCCUGGGGACACACCAUGAGAAGGGAGCUUUCACCUUCUGGUCCUACGCCAUUGGGCUGCCCCUGCCCAGCAGCGCCAUCCUCAGCUGGAAGUUCUGCCACGUCCUGCACAAGGUCCUGCGCGACGGGCACCCCAACGUCCUCCAGGAUUGCCAGAGGUACCGCAGCAACAUCCGAGAGACGGGGGACCUGUGGGGCCAUUUACAUGACAGGUACGGGCAGCUGGUGAGCAUCUACACACGGCUCCUCCUCGUCAAGAUCUCCUUCCACAUCAAGCAUCCCGAGUUCCCCCCGGGCCUCGAAGUGCCGGAUGAGGUGCUGGAAAAGACGGCAGGGACGGAUGUGAACAACAUCUUCCAGCUGACGGUGGAGCUGUUUGACUACCUGGACUGGGAGCUGAAGCUGUCGGAGUCAGUUUUUAGGCAGCUCAACACCUCGAUGGCGGUGUCGCAGAUGUCGGCGGUGCAGUGCCGCCUGGCCCCCCUCAUCCAGGUCAUCCAGGACUGCAGCCACCUCUACCACUACGCCGUCAAGCUGAUGUUCAAGCUGCACUCCUGUCUGCCGGCCGACACGCUGCAAGGCCACCGAGACCGCUUCCACGAGCAGUUUCGCAGCCUCAAAAACUUCUUUAAGAAAGCAUCCGACAUGCUGUAUUUCAAGCGGCUCAUCCAGAUCCCUCGGCUGCCGGAGAGCCCCCCAAACUUCCUGCGGGCAUCCGCGCUGGCCGAACACGUGAAGCCGGUGGUUGUUAUCCCUGAGGAAGCCCCCGAGGAUGAGGAGCCGGAGAACCUCAUUGAGAUAAGCACAGCUUCCACCAUGGAGCCACAGGUCACCUCGGAUAUAUUUGACCAAACCUUUGGGCCUCCCAAUGGCAUUCGGGAUGACAGGGAUGCACAGAUCGAGAGCCUGAAGAAGGAGGUGGACAUGCUCCGCGCAGAGAUGGAGAAGAUUAAACUGGAGGCGCAGCGGUACAUCACGCAGCUCAAGGCGCAGGUGAACAGCCUGGAGGGAGAGGUGGAGGAGCAGCGCAAGCAGAAGCAGAAGGCGCUGGUGGACAACGAGCAGCUGCGGGAUGAGCUGGAGAAGCUGCAGAGGGUGAAGCAGGACAGCGACAGGUCCCAGCGGCUCUGUGCCGAAGCAGAAAAGAAAGCCACCGCCACUGAGAUCCGCUACACAAAGCUGAAGGAGAAGCACAGUGAGCUCAUCAACACGCACGCCGAGCUCCUGAGGAAG